This is a messenger RNA of Cylindrotheca closterium, 1836 nucleotides long. Lineage: Eukaryota; Bacillariophyta; Bacillariophyceae; Bacillariales; Bacillariaceae. The record is from the annotation of a GenBank genome assembly.
AUGGAUUCUACCUUUUCAAAAUCAUGGAUCCGGGGUGUCAACAUCGGUGGGUGGCUGCUUAUGGAGCGAUGGAUCACACCGUACAUGUUUGCGAUUACAGACUGCCAUACCACAGGAGAGUCACUGUGCUUUUAUCCAGGUCAAAUUUCUGCUCCACCAACCACGAGUCCCCAUCAUCAAUACUGUGACCUCUUUCACUGCGAGCCUCAUUUGAUCGAAAGCGUUAGUGGAAAAAAGGAUUUUCCAGCGGAUGAGUACACCUUGUCACAAAGUUUUGAUAGCAAGGACAUUGCCGAGAAGUAUUUUUCAUAUCACUUUGACAACUUUGUGGGGAAGAAUGAUGUGAUUGCUCUGAAUGAUGCCGGCGUCACUCAUGUCAAGGUCCCUAUGCCCCACUGGAUCAAAAGGGAAACCAAGGAUGAUCCUUGGGUUGGAGGACGAUGGCUUUAUUUUAUUCGCUUUGUAGGUUGGUGUCGGGAAUACGGGAUCGAGGUGUGGGUGGAUAUACAAACUGCACCUGGAUCUCAGAAUGGAUUCGACCACUCUGGACAACUUCUUGCCCAGCCAACUUGCGAACAUUGGAGUUCAUCAGCCGAGAAUGUAGAGCGCAGCUUACACGCCGUCAACGAAAUUGCUCAGGGUAUUAUGAAUGACAGCCUCAGGGAUGUUGUCACUGGGUUUGGCAUCCUUCACGAACCGUUCUCCGAUUGCGAUGUUUAUGUCAUCCGAGAUUUCAGCAACAUGGCAUUUGAGAGUGUCCGUAGCAUCAUGGGCAGUGAUACUCAUGUUUUCAUGGGAGAUAGCUUCGAUGCUGCAGAGUGGAACUCUGGAUGGUGGACGGAUCCUGGGCAUUCGCACACCUACCUCGAUAGUCACUACUUUCAUGUGUUUGGUGAACGGAAUCGCGCCCUAUCACCAAAGCAGCAUAUCGCACUUCUCUGCACAAGAAAUGCUCGAGACACUUCAUCCUGCUGUUACGAAGAUGCACCAACGAACCAAAUACCAUCUCGCGGAAUCAGCCGAAUAGUUGGAAAAUGGACUGCCGCCUUUGAUACACUCACAGCUUUAAAGUUGAAGGAUGUGAUGGCUAACAUCCAGCAGCAUGGCGAAGCACUGGAAUUCAACCGCACGAUAACUGAAGGUAGAAUGCGGUUCCUCAGCAAUUUUGUGCAUGCACAAAUGGUGACAUAUGAAUCCAUGAACUCGGGUGUCUCCAGUGGAUGGUUUUUUCAUACGCUGAAGACGGAGGGUGGAGCUUUUCUUGAAUGGAACUUCUUGUACGGCAUCAAGCAAGGGUGGAUCCAGAAUUUGCCGCCGAGAGAGAGGAGUGCAGAAUCCAUGUAUGGCUCUUGUGAAAGCAUCGCAACAAAGACGUCAGAUGACACAUCGAUUGUACAUGAAUUCCCCGAUCCGAACCAGAAGAGUGUUGAGUUGUGGUUAGGAGAUGAAUUUGACGACGACUAUGUGAUAUCUCACGCUGCGAGUAUUGAUGCAAAUGGCCACACCAUUGCACCUGAGAACACCGUAGAAAAGGAUUUCAAUUUAGCUGGUGGCUCCAAUGGCCAAACAAUUGCACCUGAGAGCAUAGUAGAAGAGGAUUUCAAUUUAGCUGGUGGCUCUGAAGCCUUAUCGGUUGGCCAAAGUGAGGUCGUUGAAGCAAAGAGAAGUGGGGGUGCAUUUCCACUUUUCGUAAUGGUACUAUUUUGCUACGGAAUCUGGAAGGUUUUCUUUGCUCAGGGUCAGUCUCCGUUGGGAGGAUUCCGAAACCAGCAUCAAUACACAGAUCUUGAAGGCAGCUUGGGUCGUUCCACCGAGCUACAGGUCCGUAGCUUUUAG